Python bivittatus (Burmese python) is the source of this 1959-nucleotide messenger RNA. The record is from RefSeq and is a predicted model, not a curated record. NCBI's taxonomy places the organism in Eukaryota, Metazoa, Chordata, Lepidosauria, Squamata, Pythonidae.
GUGUUUUUCAUUCCAGAAGAGACCAUGGCAGAACAUGGGGCUCAUCUCACUGCCACCUCCACAUAUGAGGACAGGCCUUCCAUCUUUGAAGUUGUUGCCCAAGACAGUUUGAUGUCUGCUGUGAGACCAGCAUUUCAGCAUCUCACCAAGGUAUUGGCUGAAUCCAACCCUUCACAUUAUGGCUUCCUGUGGCGCUGGUUUGACGAAAUCUAUACCCUCCUAGAUUUGCUGCUCCAGCAAUACUACCUCAACCGGUGCAGUGCUUCUUUCUCUGAAAACUUCUACAGCUUGAAAAGAGUUGUACUGAAAAGCAAAAGGAAGCAGUAUAGAUGUUUGGCCGCUGCUGGACUUCCCCAAAAGCAUCAUUGGAAAUCUCUCUGUUUGUUGGUCCUUGUUCCAUAUCUGAGAACCAAACUGGAGAAGUUGAUCUCCCGUCUCCAGGAAGAGGAUGAUUAUUCCAUCUACCCUCCAUCGUCCUGCUGGAAACGGUUUUACAAGGCCUUCCUGGCUGCCUACCCCUUUGUGAACCUGGCUUGGGAGGGCUGGUUUCUGGCCCAGCAACUAUGUUACAUCCUGGGGAAAGCUCAGCACCACUCCCCCCUGUUGAAACUGGCUGGUGUGCAUUUGGUUAGGUUGACAGCAGAAGACCUGCAGGCUUUCGAAGAUGCACGUGUAGCUGCUGGUGACGUCCUGCAGUCGUCAAACAGCAUGAAAGAGCAAAUGCAGUCAGCUGGGAAAAAUUUUUUAGGGGCACUGGCUUUCUCCCUCUCCACUGGUCUCUCUGUGGGCAUCUUCUUCCUCCAGUUCUUGGAGUGGUGGUAUUCAGCUGAGAAUCAGGAGACUGUCAAAUCACUGACUGCUAUGCCAAUCCCACCAUCACCUGUGCACCUGGACUAUGAGACGGAUUCACCUCUUUUGCCAAAGCUCAAGACAAUGUGUCCUUUGUGUCGUAAAAUCCGUGCCAACGACACAGCCCUCUCCACUUCUGGCUUUGUAUUCUGCUAUCGCUGUGCCUACAAUUAUGUGAAGCGUCACCAGCGGUGUCCCAUCACUGGCUAUGCCACUGAACUUCAGCACCUUGUCAAAUUAUACACACCUGAAAACUGACAGAACAGAUCAGUCCUUCAAUCUUUAUAUAAAAACUGGAGUGCUAAAUUGCAGCAUUGGGUAUUUUUUCUGAUUAUACUAAGCAGGGGUAUUCCAUGAUUUUUACUGGCAGAGGAGGUGGCUUUUAAGAGUACGGGUACUUGCUGUUUGGAAAAUCACUAGAAGUGAAGUGUUGACUUUGAGCUGUCUCUCUCAACUGAUUUUCCCCUAAAAACUGUUAAGUAACAACAGAUUAGUUGAGUGAGAUCAUUAGAUGGAAAAAAGGCCCUACCUGCUUCUUAUCAGUUCGACUUAAAGAUAUGCUUCUGGGGUGAGCACCUUUUCCUAGAAACAUCUGGCCAUUGACUGGCCAGCUGAGGGUUGCAGACCAAGUUGCAAGCAGGGUUUAGAAAAAAACUAGUUUUAAUUUUCUUUACAUGUAAAUAACUUUUUAAAGUCAUGUAUUUAAUAAUCCCCUUUUAUUACAUUAUAAAUUAUAAGUUGAUAACUUUUAGUUGCACACUGCUGACUUAAAUCAAAGGUGGCCUUUUUUUUUUUUUUUGUGAUAAGGAGUGGCUCAUACUUACUUUUUCAGUCUCCGAGGCUUGUAGAGAAUAUGAUAGACACUUUGGUGGGCUAGUCUGUGAUUCGGUAUAUAUAUCAGCCAAGCCAGUUGAGUUAAUUAUUUGAACCAGGAUCAAGUUAAAGUAUUGCAGAAACACAGUAAUGUAGUAAUGUCACCAGAGAAAGUAGAGUUGGAAUAUUAAGCAGCUUUGGGGAAUGAUUUCAGUAAAAAUAGGUACAUUAAGUCAACCAGCACCUUAACUUACUGUACUUAUUUGUUGCAACCCCCCCCCCCCCCCCCCCUUCUUU